Molecule: messenger RNA, 2594 nt
Organism: Salvia miltiorrhiza (redroot sage)
Lineage: Eukaryota; Viridiplantae; Streptophyta; Magnoliopsida; Lamiales; Lamiaceae
Exons: 9
Coding region: 231-2282 (683 amino acids)
Source: RefSeq, a predicted model, not a curated record
GUUGCCUUUUCAAUUUCGGCGCACAACGUUAGAAUUUUCUCUUCUACUGUUUCUUUCUCUCACUCAAUUCUUCUUUCCCACACUUUUUUCCAACUGCUCUUUAAUAUUUGCUCCAAUUCAGGGAAUAAAUAGACUUCUGCCUGUUGAUUUUCCGAGUCAAUUGUAUUCCUAAAUAUUUUUCCCCAAUUUCUGGGAGGGCAGGAAUUUUGGGCUGAGUUGAUAGCUCAGAGAUGAAAUCGUCGUUGCUGAGGAUGCGGAUUAUCGGGCCGAAUAAGGGCGACCCAAAGGGAAAAUGGGAUCAUAAUUUUUCGCUGCCUAUCGAUGGAUUAACGCAAGCAACAAAGGAUAUGAAAGACAUGAGAACGUGCUAUGAUAGUCUACUUUCCGCCGCUGCAGCUACAGCAAAUAGUGCUUAUGAGUUUUCAGAGUCAUUACUGGAAAUGGGAAAUUCUCUACUGGAAAAAACCACUAUGCAUGAUGACAGAGAAAGCAGAGGAGCAUUAUCAAUGCUUGGAAAAGUACAGCUUGAACUUCAGAAACUGGUUGAUAGCUAUCGGUUCCAUAUUGUCAUGACAAUUACAAACCCAUCAGAGUGUCUCCUUAGCGAGCUACGGAAAGUGGAGGAGAUGAAGUUGCAAUGUGAUGAGAAAAGGGAGAUGUUUGAAUACAUAGUGGCACAAAUUAAGGAAAAGGGCAAGUCGAGACAUGGAAAAGGGGAGACUUUUAGCUUGCAGCAAUUGAAAGUUGUUCGUGACGAAUACGAGGAGGCUGCAAGGCUCUGCGCUUUCCGAGUGGAAUCAUUGAAGCAAGGGCAAAGCCGGAGCCUAUUUACCCAAGCAGCUCGUCACCAUGCUGCACAGUUGAAUUUUUUUCGGAAAGGACUUCAAUCUCUCGAAGCAGUUGAACCAUAUAUUAAAAAUGUUGCAGAAAAGCAACAUAUUGAUUAUGAGCUAUCUGAGUUAAAUGAAGGGGAAAAAGAUGAUAGAGAGAUCAUUUCCGAGAGUAAUGAUUAUGGAGAAUUAAGUUUUGACUACAGACAAAAAGAACAGGGGCUAGGUAGUGCUUACACAUUGAGGAACUCAAUGGAGUUAGAUCAGUUAGGUGCUCCAAGUGCACAUACAUCUUGGGUAAAAGAUGUUGAGUUGCAGAGAAGCGGCAGUAGAAACCAAUGGGAUCAAAUACCUAGCCAACGGCCUCGAGCAGGCAGCCAUUCUGCUCCAAUCUAUCCAGAGAAGUUUGAUGCUGCUGAGAGAGUUAGAGAGAUAAGGCAUGCUCUCCCGAAGCUUACUACCUAUGUGCUGCCUACUCCAGCUGAUGCAAAAGGUUCAAACACGACUACUUCUGGGCCUCUAUCUAGUCCCAAACUACCUGCUGGGACCUCCAAAAAUUUGUGGCACUCAUCGCCAUUGGACAUGGAGAAGCCAAAAAAAUUCACAGAUGACCAGUUAUCUGCACACUAUAUCUUGAAGCCUCAAAUAGUUGUUGAAGAAAGCAGCACCUAUAAGCACUCUCUUCCGCUGCCGCCACUGACUGAGGAAGCUGCUAUCCCGCAGGUUGAUACUCAGAGUGGAUUCGACGCUCAGAAAAAUCUAAGGCAAGCUUUCUCUGGUCCAAUAGCAAGCAAACCUUCUUUAAACAUGACCCACAUACCCAUUAGCUCCAAUGACACACCUCAAUCAGUUUCUGGAUUGAUUUCGCGUGCAUCUGGUCCCCAAUCUUCCUUACUUGUAAAUGUGUCUCACAAUGCCUCACCUGCCCUUGCAACUUCACCUACUCCGAGUGAGCUUCAUGAACUCCCUAGGCCUCCUGAUACUUUCGGUUCCAAACCAAUGCGAUCAAUAGGGACUCUUGGACACUCUGCUCCCCUAGUAUCUCCAACGAAUAAGAAUCCAUUUAGACAAUUGAGAGAAGGUUCUGCACUUCCUCUCCCACAGCUAACAGUGUCUCGAAGUUUCUCCAUACCUUCUAGUGGUCAAAGAGAAGCAGCUUUUCACUCAGGCAAGCUAUUGGGAUCUCCUCGAAGCUCAGGAGUUGCUUCUCCUCCGCUCACACCGAUCUCCCUAUUACAUAUGAAGUCACCAAAUUCUGGACAGAUAAGAGGUAAGUCAAAACUGUUGGUAGCUCAUUUCCUUUUACAAAUUAAGACUAAAUUUGAUGUGAUAAUGAUGGUAUCAGUGAACUCAUAUCGAGUAAUAUAUUUCACAUUCUUGGAGAGAUUAUGGUACUUGCUACUGUUCCUUGCUUUUACAUAUCAAAUUUAUGUCUUUCAUUAUGGCACAUGAUGCUAGAAUCAAAUUGCUCUAUAUUUUGGAGACAAUCAUGUAAUGUUCUGAUUAUAUAUCCCAACUUCAGUGAAUGCAGGUGGCAGUUGACUGCUUUUGCUUUGACGUAAUAUCUGCAUUCUUCAGUUUUGGAAGCUGCCUACAAUAUAAUUCUGCCAGUUUCUCGCUGGGUAAAUGUUUGUGAAUAUGUCAAUUUUCGCACCACUUUGUAUUUACUUAGUUAAUCUCAGUCAAUUCGUCUCCCUAUAUCUUGGAGUUGGAUGUCUCACAAUUUUGGCCUUGUUAUUCUUUAUCUUGGAGUUAGAUGUCUCA